AUGGAGAAAGAAAACGUAAAGUCCUAUAUUGAAAAGGACCAGCAGAAUCUCGAAAGAGAAAUCUCAAACUUGAGAGAAUCUGUUAAACGAAAAACUGCGGAAUUAGAGAAAUUAGAAACCGGUGAAAAUAAAAAGAUGAAAGGAUUUGACUUGCGAGGAAUUAGCUCGGAUGAAUUAUACAAUAUUACAGAGAAAAGUUAA
This is a messenger RNA of Acaulospora colombiana, 201 nucleotides long. The record is from the annotation of a GenBank genome assembly. NCBI's taxonomy places the organism in Eukaryota, Fungi, Glomeromycota, Glomeromycetes, Diversisporales, Acaulosporaceae.